Messenger RNA from Oxyura jamaicensis (ruddy duck), 537 nucleotides. It is a transcript of the gene RPP14, whose product is annotated as ribonuclease P/MRP subunit p14. The transcript is spliced from 5 exons. The record is from RefSeq and is a predicted model, not a curated record. Gene Ontology annotation, cellular component: ribonuclease P complex. The coding region runs from base 61 to 456 and encodes 131 amino acids. NCBI's taxonomy places the organism in Eukaryota, Metazoa, Chordata, Aves, Anseriformes, Anatidae. Gene Ontology annotation, biological process: tRNA 5'-leader removal.
UCGUCGCCAUGGCGACGGCCUUGACUCCGCGGGGCCGCCGUAGGGCGGGCGGGCGCCGCCAUGACGGGGCGGAUGGCGAGAGCGGAGCCGCCGCCGGCCGCCUUCGAGCGCCGGGUGCUGAGGAGCGCGGCGGGGCACCACUACCUGCGCGUCCGCCUGGAGCUGCCCGACGGCGGGGCCCGGCCCAGCGCCGCGCAGCUGAAGCAGCUGGUGGUGGCGGCGCUGAGGGAGCUGCACGGAGAGGUUGGAGCAGCUUUGCCUGUUGAUGUCUUAACAUAUGAGGAAAAAACUCUCUCUGCAAUAUUAAGAGUUGUUAGCAGUGGCUUUGUCAAGCUGUGGAGCGCUCUGACGUUGCUGGGCUUCUACCAGAACAGACGGUGUGCCUUCCGAGUGCUGCAGACAUCUCCAUUUCUUCUUGCGUUAUCUGGGAACAGUAGAGAACUAGUCUUGGACUGAAUGCAGUUGUUGGUUUGAUUGUAAGAAGAUGCUGCUGCUCUGCAGGUGUGGAAUUUCUAGAGGGAAUUUCCGACAAAGAGC